Messenger RNA from Aspergillus melleus, 1695 nucleotides. RefSeq names its product putative AIF-like mitochondrial oxidoreductase (Nfrl) (gene nfr1). Gene Ontology annotation, cellular component: cytoplasm. The transcript is spliced from 3 exons. Gene Ontology annotation, molecular function: oxidoreductase activity, acting on NAD(P)H; 2 iron, 2 sulfur cluster binding; flavin adenine dinucleotide binding. The record is from RefSeq and is a predicted model, not a curated record. Bases 1 to 1695 code for a protein of 564 amino acids. Lineage: Eukaryota; Fungi; Ascomycota; Eurotiomycetes; Eurotiales; Aspergillaceae.
AUGAGCCAGACGCAGGAAUACAAACUCAAAUCCAUAACCUCCCUCUCAGACCUGAAGGAACUCGAUAAACUCGAGUCCGAGGUCGAGGGCAUCGAUGACGCGAAGAUCCUCCUCGUCAAACAUAACGGGCAGGUUCAUGCCCUCAGCCAUAAAUGUACGCAUUAUGGGGCGCCGUUGAAGCUCGGCGUCGUUGCGCCGGAUGGGAGGAUUACUUGUCCUUGGCAUGGUGCUUGCUUUAAUGUCGGCACCGGUGAUGUCGAAGACGCCCCCGCUCCGAACGCGUUGAAUAAAUUCGAAGUCGUGGAGAAGAACGGCGCGGUUUAUGUCAAGGGCGAGGAAUCGGUGAUUAAGUCCGGGCAGAGAGAUCCUGCUGUGAAAUGCAGUGUUUCGUCGGCUGAGGCUGAGAAGGUUGUUGUCGUUGGAGGUGGCUCCGGAACCCUAGGUACCGUCCAGGCCCUCCGAGAGAUGAAAUACAAAGGCGCCAUCACGGUCAUCUCCCGCGAACCGAACCUCAUCAUCGAUCGGACCAAGCUGUCCAAGGCUCUGAUCCCCGACGCGGAGAAGAUCCAGUGGCGUCCGCGGGAAUGGUACCAGGAAGCUUCCAUCGACAUGGUCUCCGACGAGGUGACCGGCGUCGACUUUACCAAGAAGACCGUGGCCACCAAGUCCGGCACCAGCUAUCCCUAUACCAAGCUGGUUCUGGCCACGGGAGGUGUCCCGCGCGGUCUGCCCCUAGACGGGUUCAAGGAUCUCGGUAACAUCUUCCAGCUGCGGGACGUGACGCACGUGCAGUCCAUCCUGGCAGCCGUCGGCGAGGAGAAGAACAAGAAGAUCGUAGUCAUCGGCAGCUCGUUUAUCGGGAUGGAAGUCGGCAACGCCCUCGCCAAGGAGAACGAGGUCACCAUCGUCGGCCAGGAAAAGGCCCCCAUGGAACGCGUCAUGGGCGAAAAGGUCGGCCGCAUCUUCCAGAACAACCUCGAGAAAGCCGGCGUGAAGUUCAAGCUUGAAGCCGGCGUCGCCAAAGCCACGCCCUCCAAGACUGACGCCGGUAAAGUCGGCGCCGUCCAUCUGAACGACGGCUCCGUGCUGCCCGCCGACCUGGUCGUGCUCGGUGUCGGCGUGCGCCCGGCGACCGAUUUCCUCCAGAACAACGCAUCCGUGCAGCUCGAGAAAGACGGCUCCAUCAAGACAGACGAGCACUUCGUCGUCCCGGGCCUGAACAACGACGUCUUCGCCAUCGGCGACAUCGCCACAUACCCGUACCACGGACCCGGCACGGACCCCAAGACUGGCACAUACACUCGCAUCGAGCACUGGAACGUGGCCCAGAACGCGGGACGCGGCGUGGCGCGCGCCAUCGUGCACAGUCAAGCCUCAUCCUCCUCGCUGCAAUCCCUCAAACCCAAAACCUUCAUCCCGAUCUUCUGGUCCGCGCUAGGCGCCCAGCUGCGGUAUUGCGGUAACACGCCCAACGGCUGGGACGGGCUGGUGCUGCAGGGCGAGCCGGAUAACGGCAAAUUCGCCGCGUACUACACCAAGGGGGAAACAGUGGUGGCCGUGGCCACGAUGGGCAUGGACCCUGUCAUGGCGCAGAGCGCGGAGCUGAUGCGUCGGGGGAAUAUGCCGACGAAGUCGCAGAUUGAGGGUGGAUUGGACGUUCUUACAGUUGGUGUACCGAAGACGGUGAAGGUAUAA